Molecule: messenger RNA, 2901 nt
Organism: Magallana angulata
Lineage: Eukaryota; Metazoa; Mollusca; Bivalvia; Ostreida; Ostreidae
Exons: 12
Coding region: 9-2480 (823 amino acids)
Source: RefSeq, a predicted model, not a curated record
UGUCAAAUAUGUAUCGGACAAAAUUCAAGAAAAAAGAACGUUUCAUUUGUGAAUGCUGCGAUUUUUCCACUGACCGAUUUAAUAACUACAAGCGACACUGUGAAACAAAAAAACACAGAGAUUGUUUAGAUUUAACAAAUCACGAGGAAACUCUCUCAGUUAGCGAUAUUUAUCAGGAUCAGCGAUCACAGGCCGAUGUUGAUCUGACAAGUUCUGAUUCUACAGACUAUGCUAUAGACAGCGAUGGCCCAUCUUGUUGUGAUUAUAUUGAAGAUCACAGCGUCACUUCAGAUUCUGAUGAAACAAAGGGAAACAAUUCAAAGCAAAUGCAACACGAAGUUUUGGACGAUGACGAUGAUGAAGAAAUCGAUACAAGGAUUACGAACGACCAAGAGUCCGAGCCAUCCGACUGGUUUCCAUUCGAAUCUAAGUUGCAUUUUCUUUUAAGUGUUUUACACAGCUCUAAAACUCACCGAGUUAGUGACGAAACACUCUCAUUUAUUCUCUAUAUUUUGAGAGAGUGUUGUGUAAAAAAUGUACCUUCAUUGGAUAAAAUCAAGUCAUUUUGGACAGAAAAUCUUAAACUGGAUGAGAUGAUACAACAGAAUACAGAUGAAAAUGGGAAUAUCCAUUGGAUGGUCAAACCAUCUGCGAUGCUUCAAAUGCUUAUAGCAAAUCCUAGCACUGCACAGAAAAUAGACAGAUAUCCAAAUAUCUUAAAAAUCGGCACUCAUAAAAUCACAACACAAAGCUCUGCUGAAAAGUGGAAGGAAAUGAAAUUCCAUUGGGGCAAAAGCAAAACAAUGGAUUUUAUUUUGGGAGAGAUUAUUGAAUUUUCCCACAAAGAGAAAACACUGUUGGGGAAAAUUAGACAGUUCAUGGUAAAGGAAUGUGACCAGGUAAUUAAACAUCCCAAAGUACGCAGGAAGUGGCUUGAGUUGCUAAGACGCCGUGACUUCGAGCCUUCUCGACAUGACAGGAUAUGCUCCAUGCACUUUGUUGACGGUCAACCAACACAGGACCACCCAUACCCCGAGCUUUUCCGCUACAAUAACUUUAAGUGCUCGUUGGGAAAUCGAGGUACAUCUUCCAUUGAAAAGAGGUCCCUUCAACAAGCCGCAAAUAAUAACAACAAAGUUACGUCUGAUCAGGAGAAUGAGCAUCGACCUACUCAGGCUACUGCAACGGAUAUUCUUUUAGUGGAUGAAGAUGAUGCAUAUAGAGAACAGCUCUUUCCAUUCCCUGUCAAUAAGGAAAUCACUGUGCAAUCCAUACCAGCAGUAGAACCAACAGCAACUCCCAGUGAUCAUGAUUAUUGUUCAUAUGGGAAUGAAAAGGCCCAACCCCAGACUUGUAAUGCAGAAUGCCAGACGAACUUGACACUACAGGACAUGGAAAAGUCUGAAGCUGAACUGCUGCAACUGAGGGAGACCUUUAGGGACAAGGAUGAUCUGAAGCGAUACUUGCUUGUGGACAAGAUGACAGACAGUGAUAGUUCUGUCAAGAGUUACUUCGGAUUGCCAUCGGUCGUUACUCUAUUUGGAAUCUUUGCCAUCCUUGACAAUCUUACACCAACGCUGGCUUACUGGAAAGGUGGGUCAGGAGUAUACAAUGCAACACCAGAGAAUCCCUCCAAGAAGACUGGACCAAACAGGAAGCUGACACUGCAGUCUGAUGACAUAAUAAGGCAUGGCCAUCCUCUUCAUUUCACUGAAGACGUGUUUGAAAAAAACCACAAAUCAAUAAGAGAGAGUAUUCGUCAUCAGAACGGCCAUCAAAGGUCAAGGGAUACGGUCAUCCAAUUUGCAAAGUCAGAAUUGACAAAACAUGUGGUGUCUGGAGGUUUCUUGCAUUUGAAUGAUACAUGGAAACAAGCUAGCAGUUUUGUGCUGUCAUAUGGAAAUGACAAGAAAAUCAAGUCUUUUCUUGGAGUCCCUGACCAAAAUGAAAAUUUUAAAGCUGGGGAGCUGCGGAACGUGACCAGAACUUCUUCAAGGAAACCAAUGGGUAACCCCAAUCUACUGGAAGAGUUGGAGUUGCUCACAAUAUCUGUUGCCAUUGACACUGAUAUUGCUAAAGAUGCAAAACUAUACAGCUGCCUAGGAUGCAUAACAAGCGAAGGAGAUUAUGCAGGCAUUCAAAGCUUUGUCUUAUAUUCAGAAACUGUAAAGGACAGGAUUGGAGUGAUUCAGAAGCUUCUACGUAUAAAGACCAAGACAGCAGAACACGAGAUAGCUUUUUUGAAAGUGUGCAACAUUUCCUUUACAAGUUGCAACCAAGUGGUGCAGUUAACAAAUGAGACUCACAUUAAGAAAACAUGCCACAUUCGGCAUGUUGUUCAUGUUAUUCAUGACUGCAAACGAGGUGGCUGCAGAGUUGUAGAGAAUCACAAUGAAAAAUCUCUAAAGCACAGCAAUCACAAUGGUUACAUUAUUAACAGAUUUAGAAUUUCCAAACUACCCGAUAAGCUACAAUUAUAAUUGUUGGUGCAGAUCGAUACAGUUAGUUCAAAUGCAGAUUAAUGCUAGGUACUUUUAAAUGAAUAUUCCAAGUCUUGUAAAUGAUUUUUUUUUAAAAUUUACCAAUUGGAAUAACAUUGUAUUAAUAAAUAGAUAAAUUAAAGAAAAAUUUGCUACAGCAAAAAUCUCAUUAUAAUGACAUUUUUCAAAGAAAACCAAUGAGUUUUGUCAGUAAUGUUUACAUAUGACAACAGCAAAAGAUUCUUGCCUUAUUUUUUGGAAAAUUAUCUAACUAGUGUUAUUUUUGAUUUGUAGUCAUUCUGCUUUGAAAUGUUCACUUAUCACUUGUAAAGUUUUACAAUAGAAUAGCAUUAGCAGUUUUGUGUGCCUUUAUUGUGUAUAAAGCACCUUUUCUAAUCUAAAUAAGUUUGUAUUUCUAUUC